AUGCCGCCCCGGCUCAACCUCUUCGCCGCCAGGACGGCAGUCCCUGUCUUCCGCCAACCCACCACACCACAGCGCUCCAUCGCAUCCGCUUUUAUUCGAACCAACGCCGCACCAUGCACACAAUCCGGCGCCCAGCGACGAUGGAACUCAUCGGGCUCUGACGAUAAGAAGAAAUUAGAAGAUGCGCAGCACGCGGCUGAUCCGUUGCCGCAUGUUAGCCAGGAGGCUGCCGAGAUCAAUAACAUUAUGGACAAGGAGAAGAGGUGUGAUGGGACGCCGUCAAGCCCGGAGCUGGAGCAGGGGACGAUGGUUUCAGAGAUUCUCUCCCGCGAUAAGGAAGCUCAGAAGCACGCGCCCAAGGUAUUCCAGGACCAGAUGAACAAGGGCCCGUCCGGGUCUCGCUCAUUUUCGACAUCUGCUCGUCGUCUACAGGUUGAGAGGCAACCCGGUGCUGGGCCUGAAGAGCCUAUCUCUGAUACUGAGCAGGCCGCUCUGUUCCAGAACAUUAUUUCAGAAGCCACCCAGGAACCAGAGGAGCUGGCCCCCGGGUUGAAGUAUAAGGCGCCCAAGUCGCUUCCGCGGACGGAGAACUUCCGGUACCGGUAUGAGCCGGUCGUCGAGCAGUUCACCAAGAACCUUAUGCAGGAUGGGAAGUUGGCGACUGCGCAAAAGAACAUGUCCAUCAUCCUCGACCACCUUCGCUCCUCACCAGCCCCCCAAGUCAACCCUAACCGGCCUCUCCUUCCCGGUCCCCCCACCCCCCAGCUCCCACUCAACCCAAUCCUCUACCUAUCCCUCAUCGUCGACUCUGUCGCCCCGCUCAUCAAACUGCACAACGCAAAAGGUAUCGCCGGUGGUGGCCAAACGCUGCAAGUCCCCAUCGCACUCGCGGAGCGCCAGCGCCGCAGGGCCGCCAUUGGGUGGAUCAUCGAUGCGUCGAAGAAGCGGCGGGACGCGAAAUUCGCGCACCGCGUUGCGAACGAGCUUGUUGCUGUUGCGGAGGGAAGGAGCGGUGUCUGGGAGAAGAGGGACGGUGUGCAUAAGCUUGGUAUCGCGGGUCGUACCAGCGAGCGAUUCACGCCUACCACACCGCACACCGUGUCGUCGAAUGCAGGUGGACAAGGAGUGGCACGCUUCGCUUCUGCGACGAGUGCCCCAGCUGACGAAGUUCGCGUGAACCCCGCUUCGCAAGAUAUCGAGCUCGUCGAGUAUCCCGCCCGACGUACCACGGGGCCCCCACACCACAGUCAACUCACGAAAGUCGGGUCUCGAACCCCUCAACCUUCCCAACCUCAACCCUUUCAGAAAACAGGCCAUCGUCCGUCAGGUCGUCUCCGCUGGGGCCAGCCUGUAAAUCUCCGUUACUGGGUAGAAGCCCUUCAUCGUCGCUCUGAAAAGACCGAAGACUGCGACACAACAACUCUCAGGAUGAAGUUUUCUCACAGCAUCCAGUUCAAUGCCGUUCCGGACUGGAGUGCGUAUUAUAUCGCCUAUAGCAAUCUAAAGAAACUGAUAUAUUCGUUGGAACAACAGGCCCAUCGAGUCAAUGAACCAGGGACUGACGUCGAGUCCGCGCCUUUGCUCGACAGUACACCAAGUGCCGAUAAAAUAUUUCUGCAGGCUCUCGAUGCGGAGUUGGAUAAGAUACGCUCUUUCUAUCGUGCGAAAGAGUUGGACAUCUUCACGGAGGUUGACGAUGUUAUGAGAGAUGCGGAGGAAUACACAGCAAAGGCAGCUGGGGCCAACAUGAACCCGAUGCACGAUGGCAUGGCCAAAGCGAGAAGGAUGAGUACGGGAUCCGGACAAUAUCAGCCAGGCGACUUUGGUCUUGAUCAUGAAAGACGCCAGAGCACGACCAGCGAGCCAGCUGCUGACGAGGAUGACGAGGAUAGCGAUGAGGACGCUGCGCGUCCAUCAUUAGGCCAGUCACACAGUGCCCACUUCGAUGAUGACCGUGCCGAUGAUAUGAGAAGCUCAAUCUGGACAGAUUCUAGGUACGGCUUUAGCAGUCAGGGGUUUAAUAGGCGCGGGACUCAGCCCGAUCAGUUCACCACCGAUCCGACGCUGCUAGAUCUCUACAACUCCGCAGCUUCCCUGAAAAAACGGAUCGUUGCUGUUUAUGUUUCUCUCUGUGGAUUGAAGUCGUAUAUCCAGUUGAAUAAGACUGGCUUCUCCAAGGCCCUGAAGAAGUACGACAAGACCGUGGAUCGCAAUCUGCGGCGGGAGUACAUGGCCUCCGCCGUAUCUUCGGCCUACCCUUUCCUAAACUCGACCAUGGAAAAAGUCGAGGGAUUUAUCAACCAGAUCGAGACCCUAUAUGCGGAUUUGACUACGAAUGGCGACCUGUCUCUGGCCAAGCGCGAGCUUCGCUUGCACCUUAGGGAGCAUGUCGUAUGGGAGAGGAACACUGUAUGGAGAGAAAUGAUUGGCAUUGAAAGGAAAGCUCAAGCUGCCAAUGUUGGUAUUCGCCGGACUCUUCUAGGAGGGGACGAGGAUCCUGCAGAGGCGCGCCGACAGGGUGAUGAACAAGUAGCUCCGAGCAAGGAAUUCCGGACACCAUUUGGAGUGAUUAGUGCGCCAACCUGGCUGUGGAGCGCAAACUUUGCAACUCUUGUUUUGGUGAUAAUCGUAUUCGCGGUGCUACUCUCGGUGCCGAUCAUGCAGAAGCCCGAACAGCAAAACUGUUUGGCGAUGCUCGUUUUCGUGAGCUUACUAUGGGCCACUGAGGUUAUCCCGCUGUUCGUAACUUCAUUACUUAUUCCGUUCCUCGUCGUGCUGCUCGGCAUCCUGAAAUCAGAUGAUAAGCCUUAUAAGCGUUUGGGACCGAAAGAGGCUACCACUGUUGCCUUUGGCUCCAUGUGGACCCCUGUUAUCAUGCUGCUUUUGGGCGGAUUUACCAUAGCCGCAGCGUUAUCAAAGCACGACAUCGCGCGACGUAUGGCGAUGUUUGUACUGAGUAAAGCCGGGUCUAACCACCGUGUUGUGCUGCUCACCAACAUGUUUGUGAGCAUGUUUCUCAGCAUGUGGAUUAGUAACGUAGCAUCCCCGGUUCUCUGCUAUUCAAUCAUUCAGCCUCUAUUGCGCAACCUUCCGCCGGAUUCCAAAUUUGCCAAAGCGUUGGUUCUAGGCAUUGCGCUGGCUGCUAAUGUCGGUGGUGCAGCGUCACCAAUUGCCUCUCCGCAGAACAUUAUCGCCCUCCAGAACAUGUAUCCCUCCAUCAGCUGGGGUACAUGGUUUUUCAUCUCGUUGCCCGUCUGUAUUAUCUCGAUUCUGUUAAUCUGGGUGCUUCUACUGGUUACCUUCCGCCCAGGCCGGGAUACUACGAUUGUGCCCAUUAAGCCAUUGAAAGAUAACUUCAGUGGCCUACAAUACUUCAUUAGUAUUGUCACGCUAACCACAAUCGGCUUAUGGUGUGGCAGCCACCAGCUCGAGCAUGUGUUUGGCGACAUGGGUGUGAUUGCGAUCAUCCCCAUUGUGCUAUUUUUCGGUACCGGAAUUCUGAACAAGGAGGAUUUCAACAAUUUCCUAUGGACAAUCAUCAUUCUUGCCGCUGGCGGGCUCUGCCUCGGCAAGGCAGUGACAUCUUCGGGGCUGCUGCAAACCAUGGCAGAAAGCAUCCGGGAGCGGGUCCAAGAUUUCAGUCUCUACGGAGUACUGAUUGUAUUUUCGGCGCUGAUUCUGGUCGUUGCGACGUUCAUUUCGCACACUGUCGCAGCGUUGAUCAUGCUCCCUCUCGUGCGACAGAUUGGCGUCAGUAUGGACGACCCACACCCGAAUCUGCUGGUGAUGGCUAGCGCGUUGAUGUGCUCAGUGGCCAUGGCUCUGCCGACCAGUGGAUUCCCAAACAUGACCGCCAUUAUGACGGAGGUGCCGCAGACUGGCCAGCGCUAUUUGCGAGUGCGACACUUCUUCACGCGGGGUAUCCCUGCCAGUCUGAUGUCAUGGGCAGUGGUCGUCACAAUUGGUUAUGGACUGAUGCGUGUUGCCGGAUUGUAG
Messenger RNA from Aspergillus versicolor CBS 583.65, 3996 nucleotides. Its product is annotated as putative plasma membrane phosphate transporter Pho87. The coding region runs from base 1 to 3996 and encodes 1331 amino acids. Gene Ontology annotation, biological process: phosphate ion transport; monoatomic anion transmembrane transport; polyphosphate metabolic process. NCBI's taxonomy places the organism in Eukaryota, Fungi, Ascomycota, Eurotiomycetes, Eurotiales, Aspergillaceae. Gene Ontology annotation, molecular function: phosphate transmembrane transporter activity. Gene Ontology annotation, cellular component: membrane. The record is from RefSeq and is a predicted model, not a curated record. The transcript is spliced from 8 exons.